Phlebotomus argentipes is the source of this 1902-nucleotide messenger RNA. RefSeq lists its product as uncharacterized. NCBI's taxonomy places the organism in Eukaryota, Metazoa, Arthropoda, Insecta, Diptera, Psychodidae. The coding region runs from base 1 to 1902 and encodes 633 amino acids. The transcript is spliced from 4 exons. The record is from RefSeq and is a predicted model, not a curated record.
AUGAAGAAUAAAGGCAAAGGAAAAGCCAACAAAGAAGAGAAUCUCAGCAUCAGGGAGCAAAUGCAGGCCCUUUAUCGCUUUUUCGGAUACAAAGACAACAUCAUUUGGGACUGCUAUCAGCGUGACCAGAAAAUCCACGUGAGAAACAAAGUGGCGCUUGUGUUUGGCGUGAGCAAAAAGACGGCAGAAGAAAGUGAAAAGGACGCCGAUGACGCCAUUGAAGAAGAAGAUACAUUGCUAGAAGAAAGUGACGCAAAAUCAAAGAAUGAGGUAAAGAAUCAAGUUCGAGAGGAGAAGAAACUCAACAAGCGAAUAGAUGAUAUUACGGAAGCUAUUUGGAGGCAAGCGAAAUACACUGAUGGCGUCCUGAUGAUGUCCAUUGUGUACUUGGCAAUCAUCACACCGUCGGAGGAGGUUCAAUUGCACGCGAUAGAAGAUCCAGAAGAGGAGAAGAACUACAUAAUGUAUCCACUCUUCAGAAUCAUGAAAUGCGUGAAGGACAAAAGCACGCGACAUUGCUGCAUGAUCUUCGUCGAUGAUCACGCAAGAGUUUACAGCAAUUGGCGAGAUUUCAAGCUCACCACAAUGCUUCCUGACAGCAUAAUUGUGGCGCCGACUGAAGGAAUCUACAAUUGUGACGAGGAGGGAAGUGUUCUGCUCGAAGUCUUCUCAUCGCCGGCGUCUUCCUUGGCCUUCAAGAUCCUUAGCGGCAUCGACAGAGCGGCGGACAUUGUUGGGAUCCUAGCUGCAGUCGCGGCACUUGUGGCCAUCGGACUGAUCGCUGGGGUGCCUCUGGCCGCUUCCAUUUCCGUGGUCAUCUUCACCGUGGCCAGUAUUGUGAGCGCCGUGGCAUCCGCCUGGACGGCCACGCGAUCAGCCACGAAGCUCGUCGACCGGAAGCGGCACGAGCGCCCCAACACGCUGGACGACAAGGAGGCGCGGUCAUGCUGGCUGGGCGCCGUGGGCGGCGCCACUGGCCUGGCGGCGGGAUUGACCGGCACUGGGAUGACGGAGAUGAUCAGGAACGGACAGCCGAUUCCCACAAUCAUGCGCAUCACCGUCGACACGGUCAUGAUCGCCAAUAUAAUCAUGCAGAAGCUGUCGCUCGUCAAUGACUACUUCGACGUAAUGUACAAAGUGCGGGAGAAGAACGUCUCAGCUCUGGACUUCAUCCGCUUGGCGGCUUCAAUAGCUGUGUUUGUUCACUCUGUGAACAACUUCAAGAUCGCCAAAAAGGCGAUCAAGAGCAAUCAGCAGUCGACAAUCAGUGCUUUUAGGGAAAUGCUGAGCACAGAUCAGCAGAAAAUAUUCGAUCACAUGGCCAAAGAGACGAUCAGGCGUCGAGGCGAAAGUGCCGGCAAUUGCGACAUCAUCCGAUCGCUGAGGAACAAUCCUCUCGCGAGGGAGAACAUCGAGUCUCGCGUGAAGCUGAACAGUUUAAUGCGUCAGCAAAACUGGAAGGACACUUCGGCGUACACGGCGAACGUCCUGAAGAACUUCAAGAACAGCCUUCACGACGACGAUCUCGAGGGCACGGUCGUCAGCAUCCAGGACAAAGUCAGCGAGCGAUCCUUCGAGCUGCUAAAGGAUCUCGUCGAAUCCUACGUGGAAAUCCACGGAAAUCGCAUUGAACACGAAUUGAAUCGCUUCAUUCCAAUCGAGGAGUUCAUGAGCAGCAUUUUCACUAUCCUCUACAUUGAGGCUCUGAAGCUCGAAAUGACUGUCGAUGAGUACAUCCUGGAGACGCAGCUCAUGGACAGGCUUUACCUCUUCCUGCAGAUCAGCAAGUUCUACAGUUUGUUCCGCAUGCAGUCGCCCAAUGAAUUGUGCAUGCAAUGCGGAGGAAAGUUUUAUGUUUUACAUGAAGAUAGGCCAAUAAUAAAUUGUAAAACUUGUAGAUAA